GCAGCAGCAAAGCAAUUCCAACAAAAAAAUUUGACGUUUCUUGUUUGAGUCCAUACAUAUUUCCUUUUCUACAGAAUUGUUCGAUUUGACAGGCUUACGCACCCAUUACAAUGGCAAAGCAAAAGGUUGCAAAACACAACAAAUCGGCUAUCAAUGAAGUGGUGACGCGCGAAUGUACCAUUCAUUUAUCGAAACGAGUGCACAACAUUGGUUUCAAGAAGCGGGCACCCCGUGCUAUCAAGGAGAUUCGCAAAUUUGCCGAAAAGGAAAUGGGAACGCAAGACGUUCGCAUUGAUACACGUUUGAAUAAGCACAUCUGGUCGAAGGGCAUCAGGAGUACCCCAUUCCGUGUUCGUGUCCGACUGGCUCGUCGACGCAACGACGAUGAAGACUCAGCCAACAAAUUGUACACUUUGGUUACAUAUGUACCGGUUGUGUCGUUCAAAAGCCUUCAAACUGAAAAUGUUGAAUCCAGCGACGAUUAACUGUAUCGAUUCAUUUAACUGUAAUUGAAGUGGAAAUACAUUAAUCAACACAAGCAA
Molecule: messenger RNA, 542 nt
Organism: Bradysia coprophila
Lineage: Eukaryota; Metazoa; Arthropoda; Insecta; Diptera; Sciaridae
Gene: RpL31
Product: ribosomal protein L31
Biological process (GO): cytoplasmic translation
Cellular component (GO): ribosome; cytosolic large ribosomal subunit
Molecular function (GO): structural constituent of ribosome
Source: RefSeq, a predicted model, not a curated record